Cottoperca gobio is the source of this 1611-nucleotide messenger RNA. Its product is annotated as heparan-alpha-glucosaminide N-acetyltransferase. The record is from RefSeq and is a predicted model, not a curated record. NCBI's taxonomy places the organism in Eukaryota, Metazoa, Chordata, Actinopteri, Perciformes, Bovichtidae. Bases 1 to 1611 code for a protein of 536 amino acids. The transcript has 16 exons.
AUGGAGCCCAGGAGAACGCUACAAGCAAGUCUAACUUUGUUAAUCUUUGUCACCAGCAGCUAUGGGGGACACUUAAAGUCAGGGCCCACUCUAAAAAUGGACCAGGCUUUGUUAACAUUUCAUAAUCAGCUGGCAGAAGAAGUGCAGGUCUUCUACACGUCAGAUCACUGCUACAAGUGUGUGUACCAGCACUUGGUCACUGUGAAGCCCAACAACAACAAUGCAUCUGCAGUGAUCAACACGAAAUUCACUCUGACUAUGCAAGUGUAUUCAGAGAGCAGGAAUGCGACUCUCUGCAGGAGGUGUUAUACAUCACAACGUAUUAAGACCAUUUGCUGCCAAGAUUCACAGUACUCAGUGGAUAAUGACGGAGCGCCGGCUUGUGAAGCUGAGGAGCACAAUACCACUAAAGCUAAACCAACACGUCUGCACUCACUGGACACUUUCCGAGGGUUCUCCCUGACUGUGAUGGUGUUUGUGAACUACGGUGGAGGGGGCUACUGGUUCUUCCUACAUGCACCAUGGAACGGCCUAACUGUGGCAGACCUUGUCAUGCCAUGGUUUGUGUUUAUUAUCGGGACUUCAGUGGUGUUGGCUUUCAGAUCCAUGCAGAGGAGAGGGGUCAGCCGCCUGCAGAUGCUGCGCAAAAUCACUUGGAGAACAGUCGUCCUCCUGAUGCUCGGCUUCUGCUUCAUCAACUACUCUCCAAGAGACGGACCACUGUCCUGGUCCUGGCUGAGGGUCCCUGGAGUGCUGCAGCGUCUGGGCUUCACCUACUUUGUUCUGUCUCUCCUUCAGACUUUCUGGGGCCAGAAGAAAAUCCCACUGAAAGCGAAUCACUGGUGGAACCCCGUCCAGGAUGUCGUCCUUUAUUGGCCCCAGUGGCUGAUUAUCAUCCUGCUGGAGACUCUGUGGCUCUGCAUCACUUUUCUCUUACCUGUACCCGACUGCCCCACAGGGUAUUUGGGAGCUGGUGGAAUCGGUGAUAACGGUCUUUACCCAAACUGCACUGGGGGCGCAGCAGGAUACGUUGAUAGAUGGAUGUUUGGUGAUAACUUGUACAGAUACCCCACAUGCAAAGAACUGUAUCGCACCACGCAGCCCUUUGACCCAGAGGGGGUUCUGGGUACAAUUAACUCCGUUGUCAUGGGAUUCCUAGGGAUGCAGGCCGGGAAAAUUAUCAUUUUCUACAAGGGGAUGAACCUCCACAUCCUCGGUCGAUUCCUAGUGUGGGCCGUCAUCCUGGGAAUCUCUGCAGCCAUCCUUUCUAAGUGCACACGAGACGGAGGAUUUAUACCUGUCAAUAAAAACCUUUGGUCGUUGUCCUUCGUGAUGUGUAUGGGCAGUUUCUCCUUCCUGCUGCUGGGAGGCAUGUACUUUGUCACUGAUAUCAAGGGCUGGUGGGGCGGACAGCCGUUCAUAUACCCAGGGAUGAACUCCAUCUUUGUAUAUGUUGGCCACUCUCUCCUGGGUUUCUACUUUCCGUUCAGCUGGGAGAUUCGCUUCCAGGAGAGCCACUGGGAGACUCUCUUCCAGAGCCUGUGGGCAACUUCACUGUGGGUGCUCAUCGCCUACCUGCUGUACAGGAAGAAAUUCUUCCUCAAAAUAUAA